GUAGCCAAUCACAGCGCAGGAUUUGAUUCAUCUUGCCCGCUCACGGAGCAAGCCAUAUAAUAAUAUUUAGUAUCGACCCCUGUCGGCCACGGACAUUUUUCACACUAACUGAGAGUGAGAUAAGUGACAAGAGUUCACAUAGACAACGACAUUUUAAAAUCCCUCACAACACAAAGAAAACCAUUCGAGUUCCCGACCAAAGGCUGUCGAGGUUUUAGCACGAAGAAGAUGCAUGAACGAACUGUUUCGAAACUGUUAUUUAUAGAGACGUGUAUUAAAAUCUGUCUCCACGUUUUCUCUGCGGGCAUUAAAGUUGACGAGUGUCUAAAGUACCACUUUAGAGAAAAAGUAUAUAAAUAGAUUGAUUCCUAGAUCCUAGAUCAACGAAUCACGGAUCAUUAACAGACAUUUUCUUAAGCUCUUAGAAUUUAGUCUACUCGCUAUUUCUCAAACUACACAAAGAUUUAUGAAUUUCUGUAUCUCACGAAGAAAGAAAAGGUUUCGUUGUUUCAAUCUAACGUGACUAAAAAGCGACGCGUGUCUGUUUUCAUGAUCUGAUAUCAGUUGGGAGAAGUAAUUUAUAUAUUACACUUCGUCGAGUAUUAAUUUACAGCUAGACACUCUUGUUUCUAGACACUUGUUGAAAGUGAAUUAAGGCAGGGUACCUCAUUUAUCUUCUGGCUACUAUCUAUUGGGCUCCUAACCUGAAUAUCACCUCAACUACAACAUCAGUCACAAAAAAAAAAAAAAAAAAACUUCAAGAGCUCUGGACUGGAUGAUACAGUUAUACAAACAACGCCACAAAGCAAUGAAUUACCGAAGAAAAAAAAUUUUCGCUGGUCGUCUUGCAGUAAAAUAAAACACGAUCUAUUUAGCUUUCGUGACCGCGAUCGGAAAUUAAAGUUACAAUACUAAAAUUAAAUAGACGUGUUUUUUCACUACGAGACGUUAUUGCGAACUCUUACGUGUGUCUCGACAUGUAGACGGAAACGUAUAAUGUCUCAUUUGUUUCUGUAUUUGCCAAAAUCUCAAGUGCGCAAAACUAGUUAGACCGCUAUCACGCACAUAUUUUCAUGUUUAUUGUGGUCAAAAAUCCAGUGACUUGUGUUUGCAGGAUCAUAACAACAUAUAACAGUUCUAUGAUAAAUAUGAAAUUAAUGUCAGCUUAUAGUUGACCAAAGGGGACGCCGUCAGAGUUUCGCUUGCGGUCGAUCGGAAUCAUCUAUUUUGAAGACACAUUUUGAUUUUACCGAAAUUAAAGGUGACGCGCGUUGACAGACAAUAUGUUUCUAAAAAGAGUAUGAGUUUGCGACCCAACGCUGAAGUGCGCCCCUUUCUGUAGGAUCAGCCAAAAAUCAAGUGUGUUGAUAGCACCUAUCAUUACUGGUUUUUCGACUCAACGCCGGAGCCUUCAUCGUUUCUACAAGUGAUGAAAAACUCAAAGUUACCGACGUAGAAUAGAGGUCUGCUUGGCUUCAAUCCCAUAUUGGCGAAUGUGCGGUGUUAGUUCAGUGGGGCCCUCUUGUAGAGUACAACUAGGAAUCAAUUAACUUUUCCACCUUCAAGCCACGACUGCCAUGCAUAUACAAUUGCCCUGCUUUCUAUAAUUAUACAGUGAGGAAAAAAAGAAAGAAAAAAAAAGAGGCGAGAGAAAAAAAAAGUCGUCGCUCUCUUGCGUUCACAUCUAUCGAUAACAAGCGAGAGCGACGUUUGUUUGUCUGGCUAAAGAACACCAGACUUCAAAUACGGUCGCCUCGCAUUGUUCCUGGCUGCUUUGACCUCUCCUGUGUAUACACCAAAAACUGACCGGGAGCGAUGAAAGGCGGUGAUAUUUUGCACGCUUUGUCACUUCCCGCUCAUCAGGGAAAACCAAAAGAUGAGCUGUUGAUUUGAGAGACCUCUCAGCUGUAUAACGCUUUGAUUUCCAACAAGUGCGCAAUGAUUCCAGGCGAUUUAAUGAAAACUGCAUAACUGUCCCCUGCACACAAAGCGCGCGUUUUUUGUUCACUCCGAAAACAGAUUUCGUUUUUGUUAUUGGUCCAUUACUUCUACGCGUUUACUCUGCGAUCCACCGAAAACUUCGCAAAGGCCCCUAUCAUCAGACUAGUUCGGUCCAAAUCCAUACUUGGUUGUCCCAUCCAAAUAUGCGUCGUAAAUAAGCCCGUGUGGAAAUAAGCGCGCAUGUACGGGCGAACAUAGCGAGCGCGCGCAGUUCAAACGAGAUAAACGCAAGCCAUUCAUAACGUCAGAACGCCAGUUCAACGAAACACAAACACAAAUUAAGUCAAAGAGAAGUUUCGCUUGUUUUUCAAGGAUAUAACUCUGAUAAUUGACAGCUAGUGGACUCAGUUCUGCAUCAUGAGCUGGGCUAGAGAUGAAUGGAAGCUGGAUUUACCUACCACCGCGCUGAGAAAGAUUAGCGAGUUGGAAAACGAUGCGGAAAAUCUCCGCAAAAGCAAACAACAACAGCAGCUUCAACUGGAGAGCGUGGCGUCUACUCUCCAGAAACAGAAGCAGCUGAACGCCGAGGAAAAAGCUUCAAACUCGAAUCUCCGGCGUGAAAUUCAAGAACUGACGCGACAAUGUUCCGAUCUUGAGAGCCAAGAGGAAAAAACUCAAGUGGAUCUCAAAGCUAAAGACAACAAAAUAGGAUUGCUCGAGGAACAAUUGCGAAAAGCGAAAGCCAAGCUGAAGGACGAAGAAGAUAAGAAUUCUGAUUUGCUGAGUCAAAUUGAUCAACAAAAGUUGAUUGCGGAAGCGAAGGAAAAUGAAAUUGGAGAGUUGAGCGAAGAACUGGAAAGAACGAAAGACGCCAAGGCGCAGAUGGUGAAAGACAUGGAAGGUAGGUAAUUCAGUUUUCCUUUAAGCUGGAGCAAGACAUCAAACUGCAAAUUCUCCGUACUAUAAUCAGUGCAUUUCUUAUAUAGCAGCCAGGAGAAAUUAUGCAGAUUGUAGUUGAUAACAUUUCACACAUUUUGUGAUUAAAUCCUUUUUUCUCAUAACCUGCUUGUUUGACUUUUUCGUCGGUACAUGAUACAAGAAUGGAACGCGCUGAGAAAAUUUGCAGCUACACGCAGUAACGCCCGUACCGAAACGAGAACAAGGGAGAGUUGACAAGCCGACCCAAAUUUUCGUUCUAGUUUAUUUGGGCCCGAAUUCCCAUGCGCUCUUGGCGAUUCGCAUGUGUUCCUAUCGCAUUUUACUCUGUUUCAAGAUAGUCGAGAGUUUUCGCCCUUUUGGCUAAGGCUCGCCGGCUAUGAACAGAAUAAACUCUCGUGCACUUUUCGCUUUUAACUCUCAGCUACUUCCAUUACAAUGGACGAAUGACGAUCCAGAGGCUAUGGUUGUCUAAAUUAAAUGGCUUUAAGAAGCGCUAGCAACUAAAAACAAAAGUAAAACUGAAAUGUGAAGGUGAAUUAAUCAACAUGACACGAGCGUGG
Molecule: messenger RNA, 3440 nt
Organism: Orbicella faveolata
Lineage: Eukaryota; Metazoa; Cnidaria; Anthozoa; Scleractinia; Merulinidae
Biological process (GO): mitotic cell cycle; regulation of G2/M transition of mitotic cell cycle; metaphase chromosome alignment
Cellular component (GO): chromosome, centromeric region; nucleus; spindle pole
Molecular function (GO): microtubule binding; dynein complex binding
Source: RefSeq, a predicted model, not a curated record